GCGAUAGACAGCCCCGGCGGGAGGGCGGCGGGAGAGGGAAAGAUGGCGGCCUCCUUGUGGCUCAUCCGCUGCAGCAGAGGAGCGGCCAAGCUGUGGCUGGGCAGCGGUGUCUCCCGAGGGGUCCUGCGUUGCCCGCCUCGGGAGAUGCGGGGCAGGUUUCUGCACAGGACUCAGGAGCUUCUGGGUACUCCUGCUGUUAAAAUUCUCAUGCCUGCCCUAUCACCAACAAUGGAAGAAGGAAACAUAGUGAAAUGGCUGAAAAAUGAAGGAGACACAGUGAAUGUUGGGGAUGCGCUAUGUGAAAUUGAAACUGAUAAAGCAGUGGUUACCAUGGAGUCAAGUGAUGAUGGCAUAUUAGCUAAAAUCAUGGCACAGGAAGGAAGUAAAAGUGUGCGUUUGGGUACAAUAAUUGGCUUGCUGGUAGAAGAAGGUCAAGACUGGAAGCAAGUAGAAAUACCAAGUGACAUGGGUGAGGAACCCUCGUUGUCGGGACCACUGGCAGCAACUCCUGUCCCCAUCCCAUCACCUUCUGUAGCAUCACUACAUAAAGCAGAACAGCAUCCUAAAAAACUGCAGUUUCGCUUAAGUCCCGCUGCCCGAAACAUUCUGGAGUCCCAUGGACUUGAUGCAAGCCGUUGCACGCCCUCAGGUCCUCGAGGGAUUUUCACUAAAGAGGAUGCCCUUAUGCUUUUAGAGCAGAAACAGAAAGGAAAACCCUUGGAAGGAAAGCCAGCGGUUUCUUCUCUCCCUUCACAGCAAGUUGGAGUGCCUUUUACACCAUCACUUGCUGGGACACCAGUUUCUGCUGCGCGUCCUCCAGCUCCAUCGGUUUCUGUGCCAGGACGGCCUCCUUCCACGGGCACAUUCACUGAGGUCCCUGCUAGCAACAUUAGAAGAGUUAUUGCUAAGAGAUUAACAGAAUCGAAAACCACUGUCCCGCACGCAUAUGCAACCGCUGAUUGUGACCUUGGUGCGGUUCUGAAGCUAAGGCAAGAGCUGGCAAAAGAUGAUAUUAAAGUGUCAGUAAAUGAUUUCAUUAUUAAAGCAACUGCAGUUACCCUCAAACAAAUGCCAGAUGUGAAUGUGACCUGGGAUGGUGAGGGCCCCCGGCAGCUGCAGUCUAUAGACAUCUCUAUUGCUGUGGCAACAGACCGAGGUCUCAUUACACCGAUCAUAAAAGAUGCUGCAGCUAAGGGAAUUCAGGAAAUUGCUGCAUCUGCAAAGGCUCUAGCAAAGAAAGCAAGAGAUGGAAAAUUGCUUCCAGAAGAAUACCAAGGAGGCUCUUUUAGCAUUUCAAAUCUGGGAAUGUUUGGCAUCAGUAGCUUCAUCGCAGUCAUAAAUCCUCCUCAAGCUGGUAUCUUAGCUGUGGGACGAGCUCGGCCAGAACUUUCACUUAUGGUGGAUGAAGAAGGCAACGAGAAGCUUCAUCAACAUCAACUUAUGACAAUUACACUGUCAAGUGACGGCCGAGUAGUGGACGAUGAACUAGCCUCAAAAUUUUUGGAAAGACUGAAGACUAAUUUGGAAAAUCCCUCCCAUCUUGCCUUGUGUUAAAGUGGUCAAGAUUCUGCCUUUAUCUUGGUAAACUAUGGGAACUGAACUACAGAAGAAGAUAAAGUGAGGAAAAUAAUAGUAUUACAUGAACAAUUAAAUAGUUUAUUUAUUUGAAUUAACUUGAAAUAUUUCUUGGCUACUAUAUGCUAAAAUAUUGUUAAACAAUUUAUAAAACUGUUUAAGAGCAUUUGCACAAUACACUCAAAUUCAUAGUGUGGCUGUUUCAGAUGUGAGUAUUUUGGAUAAGACUUUGUGGAUUUGUCUACAGUUUUUAAAAGGGAACAAAAUCAUCCAUUUUUUCAGAGCUAAACUUUAAUCAGAGGGAAGGCAAAAUGUCUUCUUUGUCUAGCCAGCCUUAGAAGUCAGUAAACUAUUAGCAUCAGUAUUACUGCUGCUUCGAAGAGAAAAAGCUGUUCCAAUUAAAACAAUCAACUAUAAUAAUCCAAGGACUUUGUGAAAAACUUUUUGAGUUGUUUCCUUGCUUAUCAUAGAUGUUUAAUGAUGUUAAAUAGUUAUGAGAAGUAAACCUAGCCCAGUGGCCAGGACUAAAUUACAAAGUUAUGGAAACAGAUAGUAGUAUUUCAAAACAAUUCAGUGACUUAAUAACUUUGAAACAUACAUACACAUCAAACUUAAACAAAGCAUUUAAAUUUGCAAUACUUGUCUCCCCAUAAUUUCCUGAUCAUUAUUACUUUGACCUUUUGACUGCAGCCCUGCCCAUAGUUAACAUUUUAUCAGUCUCCUUGGCAUGUAUUAGGAUCUAGGCAGAUUAUACAAAAUAUAACCCUAAUUCAUACACUUUAAAUAACACAAUUUCAUGGACAGUGGUGUCAGUCUGUGAACUGGAUAAAUACAGAUUUUGUUAGGUGUAAUGGGGCUAGUGGAAAGCAACUUCCCAUGACAGUCCCAUCAACCCAAGGUUCCUCAGCUGAAUGGGUCUAUGCCUCUGUACUAUGACCUAAUGUUUUUACAAGUCCUUGACUGUAUAAUACUUUUAGGAGCUGAAGGUUCUGCUUUGUGGAAGCUAAAGAAGAAGACCACAUCUGUCAGCUUUUUUGUACAUGCCUGAAUCUAGUACUACUCUCAAAUCCUCGCUUGAAUUGCCUUUUCUGUUCUUUAGCAAGGUGAAUCAGAUCAGAGAAGGCUUGAAGAAGUAGAAUGAGAUUUUGAUAUUUCAAAUUACACUUCAUCAUUUUGUUCAUAACAUAAGAUAUAUAAACAUGUAAGUUAGUUAUGCAGAUGACAUUAUCCUAAUGUCGGAAGAUCCACUGAAGGAAUUUCCUGAAGUGAUACACCAGGUUAACCAAUUUGAACUAGUUGUUGGACUCUCAAUUAAUUAACACAAAACAAAAAUAUUAGCUAAAUAACAAAGAAAAAGAAUAAUUUAAAUGGAAAUUGAAACAUGUAUUAAGUGAGUGUCAGGAAGUUUUUAGAUAAUUUUGCCUUUAUUUUUUUUAAAAAAACUUUUGAAUCCACAAUAUUGCCAGACAUUAUCAAAUGAAAAGAGAACUCACUACCUAUGAGGAUGCUUGCCAUAGAUGCAGGCGAAACGUCAGGAGAAAUGCGUCUAGAACAUGGCCCUAUAGCCCGAAAAAACACACAAGAACCUAGAAAAGAGAACUCUUUUUAAAAACAAAUGCUGACAGUAUGGUUCUCAUGGUGCUAAUUGACAUAUAUAACACAAUAUUUUAUUUACCAUCUAAAACAGGUUACACUUGAGUGCUUCAAAUGAGCUAAAUAUUCAUAUAUCUUUGUACACAAACAAUUUCUGACAUGUCAGUUGCUCCUUUGUAGAUAAUGAAACAAAUUAGUAUAAAUGUAGUUUGAUGUGUGAUGAAUAAACAUAUAUGACUCUUCUUAUAUAUACAUUACCAAAGGGAGAUACUGCUGUUUCACUGUCUAGGAUUUUACAGAGUUUUCAGCCUCUUAAAAAGUCAUUCUUAUGAUGUGAUUGUAACAGGAAAGGAACAUAUGAAGCUAUAAUGUUAUACCUGGAAGUAUGACCCAUGCAGUUUAAUGGCACUUAUUUCAGAGUAAAUCUGUGUAGGAUUGCCCCAGUCAAUCCCAGAGUGGUGGGCUCUGCCUGUUGUGGUGCUUCUAAUUCAUAGUGGAAUAGAGAGAAAGCCUUCCAGUUUUCAAAACAAUGUACAGUAGAGUCUCACUUAUCCAACAUAAAUGGUCCGGCAGAACAUUGGAUAAGUGAAAAUGUUGGAUAAUGAGACUAUUAAAUUUCAAAUUACAUUAUGAUUUUACAAAUGAAGCACCAAAACAUCAUAUUUUGUAACAAAUUGACAGAAAAAGCAGUUCAAUACACUGUGAUGUUAAUGUAGUAAUUACUGUAUUUAUUAAUUUAGUACUAAAAUAUCGCAAUGUAUUGAAACAGCUGUGGAUCCAGGCAGUAGGCAAACGGUGUUGGAUAAUACAGAACGUUGGAUAAGUGAAGGUUGGAUAAACAAGACACUACUGUAUAAACAAUAGGAUGAUUGUUAGUAUUUGAGAUGGAAUGAUGUGUUUCUGACUGAGAAAUUUAAUACUUCGCCAUUGCACGUAGAAGAAUAUGUCAUGUGUAAUACAGUAAUUGUAUUUUAAAGAUGGCCAGUCUCUCAUGUUCUGGUGACUUGCAGAAUAUUGUAGGUGUGCCUUUAUAUGUUUUAUGGCUAUCUGUAACAUUAAAGUUGGGGAAUCCUAA
This is a messenger RNA of Anolis sagrei ordinatus, 4243 nucleotides long. It is a transcript of the gene PDHX, whose product is annotated as pyruvate dehydrogenase complex component X. The record is from RefSeq and is a predicted model, not a curated record. Gene Ontology annotation, biological process: pyruvate decarboxylation to acetyl-CoA. Lineage: Eukaryota; Metazoa; Chordata; Lepidosauria; Squamata; Anolidae. Gene Ontology annotation, cellular component: mitochondrion; pyruvate dehydrogenase complex. Gene Ontology annotation, molecular function: acyltransferase activity.